Colias croceus (clouded yellow) is the source of this 1557-nucleotide messenger RNA. RefSeq names its product catalase-like. Gene Ontology annotation, cellular component: peroxisome; cytoplasm; mitochondrion. The record is from RefSeq and is a predicted model, not a curated record. Lineage: Eukaryota; Metazoa; Arthropoda; Insecta; Lepidoptera; Pieridae. The transcript is spliced from 2 exons. Gene Ontology annotation, molecular function: heme binding; catalase activity. Gene Ontology annotation, biological process: response to hydrogen peroxide; hydrogen peroxide catabolic process. The coding region runs from base 1 to 1557 and encodes 518 amino acids.
AUGAAACGCAUUAGAUUAAUAUGGCUGUGUUUAGUGUUGAUGCUGAGUGGGUCUGCCCUUGCGGAGAUAGCGCUUGAUCCAGUUCGGGAUCAAAUCGAAAUAUAUAGACAAAGAACUGCGGGAGCCAGCCUCCUCAUGACCACGAGUAGCGGCGCGCCAGUGGAACGUCGCGACACCUCAACCUUGAACAAAAGACUCAUUUACAACAACUACUUCAUGGACUCCCUCUCCCAUGUCACUCGUGAACGAAUCCCAGAACGCGUCGUUCACUCUAAAGGAACGGGCGCAUUUGGUUACUUAGAAGUUACACAUAACGUCUCUCAAUACACUAAAGCCGAUUUUCUAAACGGAGUCGGAAAAAGAACGCCCAUUGCAGUGAGAUUUUCACCAACAGUCGUAGAAAGAGGAGGCAGCGACUUAUUCAGAGGUGCGCGAGGAUUCGCGGUUAAAUUCUACACAAAAGAAGGAAAUUUUGAUAUUGUCGGAUUCAAUACCCCUAUGUUUGUUGCUAGGGAUCCAAUAUUAUUUACUACUUUCGUACGUGGGCAGAGAAGAAAUCCGUCGACAGGUAUCCGGGAUAGCAAUAUGAUGUGGGAUUUUUUGACAAUAUACCCAGAGAGUUUAAGCCUAUUUUUAAUUAUAUCAGGAGAUGAUGGCGUACCUAAAGGGUACCGUCAUAUUCCUGGGUUUAGCAUACACACAUAUCAGUUUCAGAAUAAAUUUGGCGAGAUCUAUUUUGCCAGAUUACACAUAACCCCCGAUAUUGGGAAAGCGAGUAUAACCGCUGAAGAAGCUAGAGAGUUACAGGGCACUGAUCCUGAUGUGUUUACUAGAGAUUUAUAUGAAGCUAUCGCUUGCGGGAAAAAGGUCAGCUGGACCUUUAGUAUACAGGUAAUGAGUCUGAAACAAGCGCUAAAUUUGAACAUCGAUGUCUUUGAUUUAACUUUAGAAAUUCCUGAAGAUUUAGUCCCACUCGUUCCUGCGGGACGACUAGUACUUAAUAGAAAUCCAGUAAAUCAGUUUGCAGAAAUAGAACAACUUGCUUUCUGUCCUUGUAACCUCGUGCCAGGUAUUGACGGAGCACCUGAUAAGUUAUUUGAAGCUCGAUGUUUCGCAUAUAGAGAUGCUCACCUUUAUCGUUUAGGAGCUAACUUUAAUAAAAUUAAGGUUAAUUGUCCAUUCUAUGCACACGCAUAUAACAGAGACGGUCGCGCUCCUGUGGGAGACAAUGAACGGGAUAUACCAAAUUAUUAUGAAAACUCUUUUAAUGGACCCAUGGCGUAUAACGAUACUUACAGAUCGGAAUUAAUAGAAAUUUUUGAGAAAGAACAAAACAAUUUUGCACAAACAGCACGUAUUUAUCAAAAUAUGUCGAAAGGUGAAAAGGACCGCUUGAUCAGCAAUCUUUUGAACAGUUUAGGGCCCGCCCUACCGUCCCUGCAUGUUAAAGCAGUGAAAAUAUUUAAGGAAAUUGACCCAGAGCUCGGUGGCCGAGUGGAGCAAGGUUUACAAGAAUAUGAGAGAGAAGCUGCUUGCAGCCUACCAUUUGAGAAUUGA